Diorhabda carinulata is the source of this 880-nucleotide messenger RNA. RefSeq names its product adult-specific cuticular protein ACP-22-like. The transcript has 5 exons. The record is from RefSeq and is a predicted model, not a curated record. NCBI's taxonomy places the organism in Eukaryota, Metazoa, Arthropoda, Insecta, Coleoptera, Chrysomelidae. Bases 7 to 831 code for a protein of 274 amino acids. Gene Ontology annotation, cellular component: extracellular matrix.
UCCAACAUGCAUUCAAUCGUCGUUUUAGCUUUAUGUGUAUUCGGAGCAGCUCUAGCUAGCGGCGGUGGAGGUCAUGGUCAUGACAACGCCCAUUACAAAUUCGAAUACGGCGUCCACGAUCCUCAUACCCACGACCACAAAUCCCAACACGAACAUAGAGAUGGACACCACGUCACCGGAGGUUACACUCUGAAAGAAGCUGACGGCACCCACAGAAUCGUCAAAUACAAAUCGGGACCUCAUAGUGGUUUUGAGGCUGUUGUAGAACGCGUAGGACACGCUCAACAUCCUGCACAUUAUGGUAAACAUGGACACGGAGGACAUGGAGGACACGGUGGACAUGGUGGAGCUACUAGCUACGUAGGUGUUACCCAUUGGGCUAACCAAGGAAGCGAUGGUGGACACGGACAUUAUUCGAUAUUUAUUUUACAGGUUGUCUUAUUUGGUUUAUUCUUAUUAGGAGCAGCUCUAGCUAGCGGCGGUGGAGGUCAUGGUCAUGACAACGCCCAUUACAAAUUCGAAUACGGCGUCCACGAUCCUCAUACCCACGACCACAAAUCCCAACACGAACAUAGAGAUGGACACCACGUCACCGGAGGUUACACUCUAAAAGAAGCUGACGGUACCCACAGAAUCGUCAAAUACAAAUCGGGACCUCAUAGUGGUUUUGAGGCUGUUGUAGAACGCGUAGGACACGCUCAACAUCCUGUACAUUAUGGUAAACAUGGAGGACAUGGAGGACAUGGUGGAGCUACUAGCUACGUUGGUGUUACCCAUUGGGCUAACCAAGGAAGCGAUGGUGGACAUGGAGAUGGCCACGGGCAUAAAUGAAUAAAAUAAAUUAUUGAAUUUUUUUUUUAAAUAAAUAUAAUUUUGAGAA